AUGUUGUCGCGGACCAUCACGAGGCCGUUCGGCCGCCUGGGAAGCCGUCCAUCGGCCGCCUGCUCGUCUUCCGUGUUCGCGCCCACUUGCUUGGCAGCAUCGUCGCCCUCCUUCUUCUCGACCUCGACAGUCGCCCGGUUGUCAUCCCGCCGGCCCUCUGCCCCCGUCGCCUCUCCCGCCUCCUUCGCCCUCUUCCAGCACAGCUUUCCCGGCACGCGGCGGUUUCUCUCGGACCACACGCGCGAGGCCAUUGACCGGGCUGUGAAGUCGGCGCCCGUGGUGCUCUUCAUGAAGGGUACACCAGAGACGCCGCAGUGUGGCUUCUCGCGAGCGACGAUCCAGAUCCUCGGCUUGCAGGGUGUUGAUCCGGCCAAGUUCUCCGCCUUCAACGUGCUGGAGGACCCGGAGCUGCGCGCCGGCAUCAAGGAGUACUCGGACUGGCCCACCAUCCCACAGCUCUACGUCGACGGCGAAUUCAUCGGCGGCUGUGACAUCCUCGUCUCCAUGCACCAGGGCGGCGACCUCGCCAAGCUAUUCGAAGAGAAGAAUGUGCUCAUCGCCGCCAGUGAGGAAGAUGCCCUGGUCGAGGAGAAGAAGGAAUGA
Messenger RNA from Grosmannia clavigera kw1407, 603 nucleotides. Its product is annotated as monothiol glutaredoxin-mitochondrial precursor. Lineage: Eukaryota; Fungi; Ascomycota; Sordariomycetes; Ophiostomatales; Ophiostomataceae. The record is from RefSeq and is a predicted model, not a curated record. The transcript has 2 exons. The coding region runs from base 1 to 603 and encodes 200 amino acids.